This is a messenger RNA of Ipomoea nil (Japanese morning glory), 647 nucleotides long. RefSeq names its product THO complex subunit 4-B-like. The record is from RefSeq and is a predicted model, not a curated record. Gene Ontology annotation, biological process: mRNA export from nucleus. The transcript is spliced from 4 exons. Gene Ontology annotation, molecular function: mRNA binding. NCBI's taxonomy places the organism in Eukaryota, Viridiplantae, Streptophyta, Magnoliopsida, Solanales, Convolvulaceae. Gene Ontology annotation, cellular component: nucleus. The coding region runs from base 42 to 512 and encodes 156 amino acids.
UUGCGAUUUGUGAAUUCUCAGAAUCUCCCUCUCGCCCUCCAAUGGCGGAAACAAAUCCCGAUCAAACUGGUGCUCCUCAGGAUGGGGGACUAAAUCCCAUUCAAAAUACCAGUGAACUCUCCAAGAAACGUAAACUUUACUUUUAUGGGCCGUAUUCAGUUGAUAAGGGAUUUGAAAUAUCAUAUAUGCCGUCAAGAGUUACAGGGACGAAAAUUUAUUUAUCUAAUUUGGCCUAUGCCACAUCCGUGCAGGAUAUCAUGGGACUCUUUUCAAAGUUUAAAUCUGUUUUACAAUGCAGUAUUCACUAUGAUCGCAUUGGCAGAUCAUUGGGGUCUGGAGAAGUUGUUUUCCCCAGUCUCUCAGACGCAAAGACAGCUAUGAAGGAAUUGGACAAAUUCAACAUAUACUUGUAUGAGAAAAAAGUGGAGCUGGAGAUCGGGAUGAAGUAUUCAGAUCUCCAAGAGGAGAGAACAGAAAUGCAGGAGGAAGAAAAAUCACCAAGGACACACUAGUGCAAUUUGAAUAGAUCUUUUAGAUAGGUAUUAUUAAGACCUUGUUCAUCCUUGCUAGUUUCUUGACAUAUCUUUAGUUGUAGCACUACUAAACUGCAAAUUUUGGUCUACAUUUCCAAUAUACUUCCACAUGCU